This is a messenger RNA of Photinus pyralis (common eastern firefly), 2012 nucleotides long. RefSeq names its product angiotensin-converting enzyme-like. NCBI's taxonomy places the organism in Eukaryota, Metazoa, Arthropoda, Insecta, Coleoptera, Lampyridae. Gene Ontology annotation, molecular function: peptidyl-dipeptidase activity; metallopeptidase activity. The coding region runs from base 17 to 1891 and encodes 624 amino acids. Gene Ontology annotation, biological process: proteolysis. Gene Ontology annotation, cellular component: plasma membrane. The transcript has 12 exons. The record is from RefSeq and is a predicted model, not a curated record.
UUUACGGUCGAACGCUAUGACGAUGGUAUUAAAUAAAAGCAAUUACAUUCUUUCAAGUUUGAUUUUCAUAACAUUGGCACCAAAGUCGUUAUGUUACGAGGCGUUAUCUAAAGAGGAAAAUCUGAGACGGUUCCUGUUAACAGAAUACGAACCCAAAGCCCAGAAAUUCUACUACAAUCAUGUUCAUACCGAAUGGGAGCAUUCCCUUGAUCUCGACAACAAACAGAAGGAGAAGGCCAAAAUACAGGCAACAUUAGUGGCGGCGAGGUUCGAGAAGGAUUAUUGGCAAAGAUAUUUUCGCCAUCUAACACCGUCUGAUUACCAGGACGUAAAUAUUCAGCGGCAAGUCGCGAUGUUAAAGGAAUUGGGUAUUGCGGCUUUGGACGAUUUUAAAUUUCUGAAGCUUUCGAGUAUACGAUCCAAUAUGAUGAAUAUUUAUAGUACCGCUAAAAUUUGCCCUUAUCGAAAGAGAAAAUGCGAUUUGAAAAUGGAAGGUUUAUCUUUAGAUCCAGAAAUCGAGUCGAUUAUGGCAAUCUCGACUGAUUACGAUGAGUUAUUGUAUACGUGGGAAGCGUGGAGGAAUGCGACCGGACCAAGAAUGAAAGAACAAUUUAAAAUUUACGUGGACCUUUCCAACGAAGCGGCAAGGGCUAAUAAUUUUAGUGACAGAGGAGCAAUGUGGCGAAGCAAAUUUGAAUCCCCCACGUUUGAGGAGGAUUUACAACGUCUUUGGCUGGAAGUGAAGCCUUUAUAUGACGAACUACAUUUAUACGUACGCAAUAAAUUAAAGUUGGUGUACGGCGAUCGCCUGGAUAUUGGGGAUGGUUUAAUUCCUGCCCACGUUUUAGGAAAUAUGUGGGCGCAAAAUUGGAUUCAUGUAAGCGAUUUAGUUUUACCUUUCCCGGAUGCCGGAAUAAUCGAUGUUACGGCUUCUUUAAGAGGGAAGGGUUACACGCCGUUAGGGAUGUUCCAAACUGCCGACGAAUUUUACCAAUCUUUGGGUUUAGAGUCAACUAGCAUGUCGUACAAUGUAACCGCUGGAGCUAUGAUUGAAAAACCUGCAAACCGGAAUGUAAUGUGCCAUGCAUCUGCUUGGGAUUUUCAUAACGGUCGGGAAUUUAGAAUUAAAAUGUGCACUCAAGUUAAUUUUGAAGACUUCAUUACGAUCCAUCACGAAUUGGGGCACAUACAGUAUUACCAACUGUAUAAAAAUCAACCUCUAACCUUUAGGGACGGCGCUAAUCCAGGAUUUCACGAAGCAGUCGGCGAUACGAUUGCUUUAUCCGUUUGUUCCACGACCCAUCUGCAAAAAAUUCAUCUCAUUUCCGGCAAUCAACUGACGCCCUCAUCAAAUUUGAAUGCUCUCAUGAACAUGGCUUUAGAACGAAUUGCCUUUCUACCCUUCGGAUUACUAAUAGAUAAAUGGAGAUGGGACGUGUUUAGUGGAAAGGUUCCACCCGAAAAGUGGAACUCGCACUGGUGGCAAUACAGGGAAACCAUACAGAAAGUAAAACCGCCGAUAUCCAGAUCUGACGUGUUAGAUUUUGAUCCAGGAUCUAAAUUUCACGUUCCAGCUGACACACAAUAUAUUUCUUAUUUCGUGGCACACAUCUUAGAAUUUCAAUUACAUAAGGCACUAUGCAUCGCCGCCGGCCAAUACGACCCGUCCGAUAAAUUACUCCCGCUGCAUAAAUGCGAUAUUUAUGGGUCCAGGAAAGCCGGCGAGAAAUUGAGGGCAGGCCUUUCGCUCGGAUCCAGUCGACAUUGGAGUGUUGCGCUAAAGGAAAUUACGGGUGAAACUGAAUUAUCUGGGUCAGCAAUAAUUGAAUACUUUCAACCCCUUUAUCAAUAUUUGCAGAGAGAGAAUUACAAAAUUACGUUACGCAUUUGAAAAUUAUGUCACCGCAUCCCGAUUUAAAUUUGUACUCUAGAAACAAUUAAAAUUACAAACAAAUAGGUUUCCUGUUACUGAGGUACAGCCAAAACCACUCGAUUAAGUUGUGUAGGUAUUU